Aedes albopictus (Asian tiger mosquito) is the source of this 690-nucleotide messenger RNA. RefSeq names its product histidine-rich glycoprotein-like. The transcript has a single exon. The annotation marks the transcript as partial. The record is from RefSeq and is a predicted model, not a curated record. Lineage: Eukaryota; Metazoa; Arthropoda; Insecta; Diptera; Culicidae.
UCUCCUUCCAGCCACACUACGGACACUGCCCGUCACGACCUGCAUGUCCACGACCACCUGCAUACUGCCGAUCUUCACCACGAUCAUCUGCAUGUAGCACCGGAGUUCCACCACGAUCUUCACCACGAUGUCCAUCACGACCUGCAUCAUGACGUUCACCAUGAUCUGCACCACCACGAUGUUCACCAUUACGACGUGCACCACGCACAUGCCACACCGGUAGUCGCAGACCACCUGCACACCGAGGUGCACCAUCACGACGUAGUCCAAGGUCAUGGAGACCACUUGCACCACUCGCACCACGAUGUGGUUGUUGCGACUCCGCAUGCUUCCGGCUUUUGGAAGAAGAGCUUCAUCUGGAAGCCCCGUUGGGUCAAGUCAUGGCACGAGAAGAAAAUCUACGUCCCGGUGUGGAAGCACGUGUGGGGUCCGGUGCAGAUGAGCGAAUGGGUGCCGAUUCCGAGGCCACCGCCAAAUUGGCAGAAGCAUUGAGUAGGUGCUGUGUGUGUGGCGGAGACGAAUGGGCUUGCGUAGUGUAACGCUUUCCAGGAAUGCGUAGUAUUUGUAUUUAGAUGUAUUUUCUUGAAAUAUAGAUAAAUGCUUUAUAGUGGUAGCUAGUAGAUGUGAUGAAUCUAGCAUUAUUUAUACGUGUCGGAUGUACAAAAAUGAAAUAGAAUUUAAGCAUGUUAA